GUUGACUUUGCUGUCGGUCGGAUGACGCGACUGUCUCGACUGCACGUCCACCCGGCUGCCGGCUUGGCUUCAUCUGUCCCUUUCCUACCUCUCCUUUGGCGGUAUGACGGAAGUAGCCGUCGAACAGACUCUCGUGCAUAUUCAGGCGACUCUUUUGCGUACUGACAUCAAAGAUCUUAAGCCAGUCAAGGAUGCCAUGGGUAGACGGUUUCUGCCUUGGCUCACAAGAGCUGUCUGCGUGGGUCAGCUUUCGCUCCGCUUACAGCGCAAAAUCUUGAGCGCUAUCUCGAGCGACUUGCUGUCCAAGUCGGACUCGAACAAAGCUCUCAUGCAGUCGCAUCCUUCCUGUGGACCGACGCGACUAGGAAGGUAUCUCGCAGAGACGCAGGACUUUCUAUCUGCGAGUGCCAUGCUCGAGAUCAUGUUCCGUGUGCAGCCCAGAGCGAAUCAAAGAAAGUCAAGAGCAGACUUUCUCAGAGCGAUCUUUGCCGAGUUCAAGUCACCUCGCUGGACGCUUCGCGCAGCUACAAAGAUCAGAGACGCAUUUGCCAAGCUAACAGUCGAAGUGUUUGAUGAGCGCGCACCGACCUUACUGCGGGACUGGUGGUGCUCGCCUCAAGGAGCUGUCGUGCAGCCUAUCGAGACCAUCUCGUGCGACGAGACGACAUGGGUGCUCGCUGAGAAUCGAAUGCUGCACCUGAACAGAUUCAGCUUGACUGCGUUUGUCGAGGCAGGCGUUCAAGUUCACCAUGUCAGUCGCCUGAACGUAUUGCAGGUCGACGGUGAUGCCGUACUCUUGGAAGCCAUGUUUCCAGCUACAUAUCAUCUCAAAGGCAUGCGCGCUAUUACGGUGACUCCUGCGCGUCUUUGGCUUGGCGAGCGUCAAAUCGAGCCCUGCUCUUUCGAUGUUCAUUGCAAGGAUGGACAACAGCUUGCAGACUGGCUCACAACAUUCGAGGAGAUCGCUUGCUCCGAAGAACCUGAUCGACUCGUCCUCGAGCUCCAGGAACGACGGACCGAUCAGAUCACGGCUCACUCUCACAUGCUUCCUCUUGAUGGUUUUGUCAAAGCUUCGCAAUCCGUUUUGGCCAUCGAGCAAGUCCUUCCCAGUAGCGUGAAUCGCAACGAGCGCAUGCAAGCGAUCCAAGAAGCCAUGAGAUCCAGCCCGGAUUCGUCCGAGCACCCGGCCACAAUGCAGGAACCUAGCGAUUUGCCUAUCUGGCACGCUGCACUCACAUCUGAUCGCACACUCGUCAACUCUGAUCAUAUCUUUGACAAACGUAAAGGUCCUCCCAAUGAACCGCGCACUGCUUCCCCUCGCUCCAGCAAGCCAUUUACGGAUCCGAAGCUUUCCACGAGGUCCCCGGCGCAGCCGUCUAAUCCGAAGAAACGUCCUGCGGCAUCACCACUACUCAGCCUUCAAGUCAAGCGCGACAAAGCACUUUCCGAGGAAGAAGACGCCGGCGUUACGGCCCCUUUCGUUGCUGAAUUCAUGACGGCUCGCCAAUGCGAGCAAACCGAUCUUCCCUCUUGCGUACCGGCCAACUUGUACGCCUCACCGCUUCUGCGUACUCCCGUCCAUCAAGUGCACGACCUCGUUCAGUCCAAUGUUGCCCGUCCUCGCAGGAUUGCCGAUAUCGCGCCAGCCAAGGUUCCACAGAUCGGCGGACAUCAUAGACGCAAGCGAAACCAGCGCGAGCUAUUCGAGCUUUUGGAGCAACUAGUUCGUGCACGCGCGGCAGAGCGGACUGCUCGCCGCAAGUCCGAGCUCGAUGCUAGCUGCGUACAGUUGUCGCGCCACGCCCGCAGAGUGCUGCACGCCAAAGUCGACAUCUUCUAUGAUGACAUGAAGGGCAUCUCAAACUCGCGGGUGGAUUUCUCGAACCAUCUGGCUGCACUGUCAAAGCAGCUUUCGGCAACAAGCAAGGCCUUGUAGAGAGUGAAAAUGCGCGUGAUUCAAUGCAACAAUGCGAUACAACAAGUUCCUGCU
Messenger RNA from Mixia osmundae IAM 14324, 1990 nucleotides. RefSeq lists its product as uncharacterized. The transcript is spliced from 8 exons. Bases 104 to 1936 code for a protein of 610 amino acids. The record is from RefSeq and is a predicted model, not a curated record. NCBI's taxonomy places the organism in Eukaryota, Fungi, Basidiomycota, Mixiomycetes, Mixiales, Mixiaceae.